Messenger RNA from Colletes gigas, 6325 nucleotides. RefSeq names its product SR-related and CTD-associated factor 4 (gene Isha). Gene Ontology annotation, cellular component: nucleus. The transcript is spliced from 18 exons. The record is from RefSeq and is a predicted model, not a curated record. Lineage: Eukaryota; Metazoa; Arthropoda; Insecta; Hymenoptera; Colletidae. Gene Ontology annotation, molecular function: RNA binding. The coding region runs from base 140 to 4573 and encodes 1477 amino acids.
CAUCUUGAGUGGCAUGGCCCAGCUAGACAGUGCGCUCUGAGCAAAGACAUGCAAUUUAUCGCGAAAACAUUGAACGUCCCGAGAAUCACGGAUUUCUGUGAAACAUAGCAAAUUCUUGGUGCUUCGCACCUUCAUCGAAAUGGAGGUGGUUAAGGCAUUUAACGCGGAGCUUUCAGCUCUAUACGAUGUCAAACCACCUAUUUCCAAGGCUAAAAUGAACUCUCUAACCAAGGGUGCAAUUAAGGCAAUCAAAUACUAUAAGCAUGUUGUGCAAAGCGUUGAGAAAUUCAUUCAAAAGUGUAAGCCAGAGUACAAAGUGCCUGGAUUGUACGUUAUAGAUUCAGUUGUACGCCAAUCCAGACACCAGUUUGGAGUAGAGAAAGAUGUCUUUGCUCCACGCUUUGCUAAAAACAUGCAAACCACCUUCUUAAACCUUUUGAAAUGUCCUCAGGAAGACAAAAGCAAGGUGAUACGAGUCUUAAACCUUUGGCAAAAGAAUGCAGUCUUUCCAUCCGAGGUUAUACAACCUUUGUUUGAUCUUGCGGACCCAAAUCAUCCGAUACACAAGGAACAAGCAGUUAAUGCUAACGGUACACUGAACAUUUCCUCAACGAAUAACACAAGCAAUACUGGUACUGCUGUAAAGACUCCUCCUUUAACUACAAAAAACGCAGUAAAAGAUCAGAAAUUAUUUUCUUCUACAAAGACGAUCGAUCCCGUUUGGCUAGCGCAAACAAAAAUGGAAGCAGCAAAUAUAGUUAAUGCCAAUAAACUCCUGGGACAGUCUAAUGCAACUCAAAUGGAUGCUUCUUUUCUUGAUCAACUGCAACAUUUACAGCAGUUGUUGUUAAAAAAACAGGAAGCAGCGAAUGAACAGAAAUGUUCUGUAAAGUUUGAUAAAAAACUUUUAGACUUUGAUUAUGGGGAGGAAGAGGAUGACGAUGUUGUUGUUGCAAGUUCGCCAGCAGCGACAUCGGCAGCAAAUGCUGCUCAACACAAUGCUGUUGCCACAGGAAACAGUUUGGAAAGUCUUGGGCUACUAUUAACAAAUCCAGAGGUUUUGAGGCAGCUCCAAACAUUGCAACAAACAAUGCAAGGAAAUGCUUCUUCGUCGCAACACGAAAUGGAAGAAAAAAUGCGAAAACUCCAACAAAUGAAGCAGCAGGAAGAGGAGUUUGAUAAGCAUCUAGCCCAAACUGUUCCUAAUUUACCAUUUGCAUCGGAAUGUGAAUUAAAACCAUCGGAUAUCUUAAAACCAAGCCAACAAAAUACGUAUACAACAAAUGUAAGUAGCGGAGUUAUACAAGACCUGAGUCAACCACCUCCUGGUUACCCACCGGCUUUGCCAUAUGCCUCUCAACCUUUGUCGAAUAUUAGACAGAUCAAUCAGCAGGCGCAUCAGAAUCAAAAGAGUCCGCUUCACGAUGAUCGACAAGAUACGCAAGAUUAUUCUGGAAAUGGUGCAAGGCGAGAUAGCAGCAGCGUAGAAAUUGUAAAUUGCGAGAGUACAAGAUCACAAAGUAGAUCGCCCGAUCGAUACAGACACCACAGUCGAUCCAGAUCACCACGGCACAGGGAUAGAGAUAGAGACAGAGACAGAGAUCGGGAUCGAGAUCGAGACAGAGACAGAAAAUCUCGGUCAAGAAGUAGAUCCAGAAGAAGGAGAUCUCGCUCGAGAGAUAGAGGGCGUGACAGAAAACGCGAAGACAGCCGAGAAAAGAUGACCGAAGAAGAACGGGAAAAAGAAAGAGAAAGACGCAAACGAGGAUUACCGCCAAUUGUAAGGGAUAAAUUAAGCGUUUGCAGCACUACACUUUGGGUAGGACAUCUAUCAAAAUUAGUACAUCAAGAAGAACUUUCAGAUACUUUUGGAGAAUUUGGUGAUAUUGUCAGCAUAGAUCUGAUUUCGCCUAGAGGUUGCGCCUUCAUAUGCAUGAAUAGAAGACAAGACGCUUAUCGGGCACUUACUAAACUUAAGAAUCAUAAAAUGCAAGGAAAAGCAAUUACUUUAGCCUGGGCACCAGGAAAAGGUGUGAAAGGAAAAGAAUGGAAAGAUUAUUGGGAAGUCGAAUUGGGAGUUAGUUAUAUUCCCUGGAAUAAAUUAAUUAAUGUUACUGACCAGGAUCUAGAGUUACUCGAAGAAGGUGGAAUGAUCGACGAAGAUACUCUGCCACCUCAUUUAAAAGGUAAAUUAAAGCAUUCCGGAACAAAUGCAGACAUGCUUCAACAGCAGUUGCAGUUGCAGCAGCAAGCUUUAGCUGCCGCGAUUCCAAGUUUGACAGAUGGGAUUGUUAAUGUAAUGCAGCCUUCGACCAGCGCUCAACAGCAACAAUCUCAAUCGCAGUCUCAGCAACAGGGUCAACAGCAACAGCAAGUGAUCGAUACAAGUCAGCCACCGCCGAUCAGACCUCCCACGUCAGCUGCACUUUUACCACCGCCAAACACACAAUUACAGAUGAUGCCACCUGCUUUUACAAUGCCAGGAGUUCCUCGUAUGCUCGGACCAAUGGGAUUACCAAUGGCGCACAGUUUAAUGCCUAACGUUCCAAUAGGUGUACCACCCCCAAAUAUGCAGAGUUUAUUAGGACCACCAGGAAUGAUGCAAACUAUGCUAAGGCCUCCAGUAAAUCCACCGUUUGGAACUGGUGUCGGUGUUGGUUUAUUAACGCAGAUUCCUUUACCAGCACCUGCUGCACCCUCCGAUAAACCCAAUUCCACCGGUAUGCCACACAAUGUUCCUCCAAUAGGAGUCCCGCCGCCAACGACGGAGACGGGAAUGCCAAAUUUGCCAAUGUUACGUCAACCUUACGGUGUAGGUCCUUCUGCUCCGUUACAAAUGCAACUACCUCAGCAACAUUCUGCAGAUGACAUGGACGUAGAAAUGGAGGACGUGAUGCCGCAAAGUUCAAACGGGACUAAAAAUAAAGGCAAUCUAAUUGAACAACUUUCACAAAAUGAGGAUAGAACAGAGGGCGAUCAACAGCUAGAGCAACAUCGAGACUAUAAAGAAAGAGAUAGGGAACGAGAGAACAGAGAAAGAAGAGAUAGAGAAACACAUUUAUCUCAUAGAGAUAGGGAAAGCAAUGAUUCCAGAAUGGAACGUGGAAGGGAAAGAGGUAGAGGACGAGAACGAGGACGCGAUCGGAGGAGAGAUAUUAGAGAUAGAGACAGAGAUGAUAGAAGAGAAAGAGAGAAUAGAGAGAAUCGAGAAGGAAAUCCACAAAAUCAAAGUCUUCAGGAAAACGAUUCCACCCUAAAAAAAGACGGUAAACCGAGCUUAGCCGAUCGGUUACGUCAAUUGGCCGAUGGCACGCUACCCCUUGAAGAUCGAGUCGACCGGAUACCUCCACCUCGUAAUCGACCGGACCGAGACAGAUCGGACAGAAGUUUUGAAGAUUCUCGCUCAGCGCGCGGUGAACCCCUUUCCUCUCUUAUGGACUUGCCAAAGUUCGGUUUGCCUCAGGAAAGGGGUGACUUUCCAGCUCGUCCGCCAGACUUUCGAAAUCCUCAAGAUCCAAGAGAAUUUCAACAGCAAAGGGAAAGGCAGAAUUUCGGACGAGGUCACAGAGGAUCACAAAUGCAUGAGGAAUAUAUGGACGCCCCGAGGAUACAAGGGGGCAUGUAUCAAGAAGAAUUUGACAAUAGGAUACAUGGACAACAAAGAAUAGAAGAUUUUGGAAGACUCGGACCCCCUAGGGAGCAAAGGGAGGAAUUUGAUAGAUCCGAAGUACGUGGAAGAAGACCGCUCGACGAUCGAGAUCGUUUCGAUUACGAAAUUAGACGAGACGGUUUUGAUCCACGACUUCAGGAUGGUUUUGAUCCAAGGGGACAUCACGAUCGAGGAGACUUUGAACCUAGGAGACGAGAAUUCUUUGGGAUUGAACCUAUGUUUGGAAUGCCACCUAUAAUGGGACCCAGAGGGCCUAGACCUGGACAUCCUGAUGGGUUUGGACCUCGUCCUGCUCCUCUAGGGGCUCGUGGGCCAGGUCCUUUAAUGUUCCAUCCACGGGGCCUAGGACCCCGUCCUCUUCGCCCUGGAAUGAGGCCUUUCGGUCCUCGCGGUCCACCUUUCGAUCCUCGAGAACCAGACACCUUCUUCAGACCUCCUUUCGAUGACAUUCGUCCUCAUGUGAGACCACCUUUUGGUCCUAUGGGCCCACCAUCUAUUCUUCCUCCAGAAUCUGCUGCUCCGUGGAGGAAUCAAGAACAUCCUCCUCCUGGCUCCUGGUCUUCUGAUACCGAGCACUCGCAAAGAGACAAGAAAGGGGGCAAACAUGCAAACCAAAACAUGGAGAGAGAGAGUCGAAACAGAGGACGGAAAUCCAGGUGGACUAAUGUAAGCCCAUCCGGUGAAGAAACAGAGGAAUCCAAAGAGCAGGAGCCAUCUACCGGAAAUGUUGAAAUGAAAGAAGAACCUGUAAAAGAAGAGGUAUUUGGGAAAAGGGAGGAACAAGGAGGUGAAAUAAAGGAGGCGAUUCCCAUUGAAAAAACAGAAAAUUUCGAAGAAACAGUUGAGACGAAACAAGAAGGCUUUGAAGUAAAGGAAGAGGAAGAGGACCGCAGGGAUUCUUAGACCAAAGUAAAGAGCGAUUUUUCUCUUUAAGAUUAUUUCUUACUCUGUGGAGUGGUGUGAGGGAGGACUCGUUGCUUCGAGCCGAUAUACGGUCGAAAUGGAAAAAGCUUAUUUUGGAAAAUGAAACGCUGAAUAUAAGAUUAAUUAUUUUGUUCGAUCAAUGAUAUUUUAAUAAUGGUGAAGUAAUGAUGCGUUGUUUUUAAAUAUGAUUUUAGAAAUGUCGGUAAAGUUAUUUCUUGUAACUAGAGCUAAAUAUCAAAAACUAAGCAGAAUGAAGAAAUUAGAAUGGAUAUAGUUAAAGAAAUAUAAGAUAUUAAUGUCACUUUAAGUUAAUAAUUCAUAUAAAAAGAUUACUAUAAUCUUUCAACAAGAUCAACACGCAAAUUGCAUACUUUUAGUAAUUUGUAAAAUUGAAUAAAUGACCUUUGUAUUAUUUUAAGAUACAGGCACAUGAAAUAGAAUUAGCUAAAAGUAUAUCAUCGGUCGAACGGAAAGAUAGUUUUUCUUUAAGUCAGCGUUUCAAAUUUCAAAGAAACCAAUUUUUCUAAUCGGCUUAACAUGUGAGGCGCUGUGAUUUGUAAACACAGGACCUAUGACCCGUGGAUACUCCAAGUGGCGACUUAUUUAUUGAAUUGUAAAUACUUUUGUAUUUUCGUAGUAAACAAAUAUAUAGUAAAUCCGAUUUGAAUGUGUACAUGUAAUUAAUUUUUAAGUUACUAAAGAUACAAGAAAAGUGUUUUUAUCAUAUUUAACUUUUAAAGGAAUAUUAUGUUUCUGUUAAACUCAUAUUUACCUUGUUAAGUUUAUCUUGAAACGUACGAUAAAAUUAGUGUAAACAAUAUAUAUAUAUAUAGCUUUAAAAAAGAAGAAGGAUAAACUUGAAUCUCUGCAAAUUUAAAAAAAAAAAAAUUGAAUCCAAUUGUUUCCUUUUCAAAAUAGAACAACUUCUGUACAAACAUCUUUCUUGUAUUUUCAAUAGCUUAAGAAAUAAUUGAAUGCAUGCAUUUAAACCGAACGUACUGUAUAGAUAGAUGAAUCUUAACAGUAGAAUCUUGAUUAACCGUAUAUCCUACAAACUUCAAAGUUUUAUUACAUAAGACAUUUUCGUUGAUUGAACUCUACAUUCGAUGCAAUUAUUAUAAAUCUUACGAAUGUGUGUGUCGAACACUUUGUAUGAGGUAAAUUUUAGUUUAAUAAUUAUAUCAUUUUAAAUGAAUAUUCAUUUUAUAUGAAUUAUUUUUAAUUUAAUAUUUUGAUCGUAUACCAAUACGAUUUGUUUAAAUAUUUUCCCCAUGUACUAAACUCUAUCAAAGAAUUGAAAGAAACAACCCCAUUAAAUUUACAAUGAAUGAAUGUUCGAUCAACAGAAAUAGUUAGCCAUUGAAAUGUGUAAUUGUUAAUUCGGAUAAUCAAGAUUCUACCACCGUAAAUAUUUAAAUAGAUAGAGAGAGAGAUUAUAUAUAUAAAUAUAUAUACGUGUAUGGAAGAAAAUGUAAGCCAACAAAGAAUGGUAGAAAGAGAGAGUGAGAGGGAGAGAGCGCGAGAAUAAGUGAAAUACAGAGCGAGAAUAUAUAUAGUGCCGAUGUUCGGCGCGGCUCAAUCAAACGAACGAAAAAUAAAUAUUUUCUAUAUAACGUCUUUCUUCGUAAGCAGAAUUAUAGCCUCUCAUUCCGCUUGGCUCCCGGAAUUGACUUACUUUUUUUAAAGAGAAACUCCAGCCAUUGGAAACUCAGGAUAAUUAAUUAAACAAUU